CUUUAAUACGAAUUUAUUAUUUUGUGUUUUAGUGUAAUUAAGUUAACGCCAUGAAGAAACAUAAACAUAAACAUAAACAUAAACAUUCUGGGACAAAGAUUUUCACCAUUUCUGGACGUGUUUUGUUUCCGUGCACUUAUCCACUUGUUGAUAUCUACGCGAUCUGAAACUGUUUGAUUACAGGAAACAUUUCCUUUGGGGAUCGACUAUUCCCACCGGAUAGCUCUCGGGAACACCAAGAAAUUAGAGAUUAGAGGCGUUUUUGUCCCUCGGGAUAGCAGCUCGGGUUAGGGUUAGCGAAGAGAAGGAUUGCGAUUCCCAUACAGAGCAACCCUUUCCUAGCAGCGGUUUGGUUUUUACAGCUCAUAAAAGGUCUAUUAGAUGAAAUUGGCCUUUCUUGUUUGUUGCUCUAUUUUUUUGGCUGCCAUACCUUACUGAAACUGUCAGUUUGGACUCUACCAGGUCGAUGUCCCGUUAAGUUGUCUUCGUAGUAAUCAGCCUUGUUUCAUUGUUAUUCUAUUUUUAUUGCUGUCUGAUCAAAUAGCAGCAUUUUUGUUUGCGAUCCCUUGCCUUUAAUAUUUGUACAAAAUAGUUCAGUCAUUAUAAAACUGCUUGAUUUCUCCGAUCAAUGGCUAUUGGCACUCAAAGGCCGCGCUGGAAUGGGAUGGAAAUUUUUUAAUUCCUCCCGUACGACCCCUCCCCCAAUAGAAUUAUUUUAUCAGCUCGUACGACCAUCGUCACUAUGGCAACAGUGAUUGCUCAACUUACGUCCAAGAUGGCGGACGAAGAAGCUCUAGAAAUACGGCCUUUCUCUUGUCCUGUCGGACCCCUUAGCGAUCGUAAGCUAAGCGCUGAAAAGCUCCCUAACACAAGACCGUUUUCUAUGGGUGCAGUGCAAGAAGGAGACGAAGAAGAGCUAUCAGAAGAACUUCUGGAAGAAAUUUUAAUCGAGCGUUCUAAAGGUGGUGAUAGUCUCGCCAAAUUUCAACUGGGACAGUUCUACUUUGAGCGGGAAAUUUACGACAAAGCUCUGGUCGCAUUUGAAAGAAUCAAGAGCACAGAUUUUCAAGCAAAAUACCAACUUGGUGUGAUGUACUAUGAUGGAAUUGGAACAAACGCCAACCCGGUAAAAGGAUUUGAACAUCUCAAAGAAAUAGCAGAAUCCGCCAAUCCUGAUGCAGCACACCUGAUUCCAUUUGCCCAGUAUAAUGUUGGCAGGGCUUACUAUGAAGGAUUUGGUGUCAAACAGUCUGACAAGGAGGCAGAGAGGUGGCUCCUUGCUGCUGCACAGGAUGGCGAACCAAGUGGGAGCAUUAAGGCGCAAACUGUCUUGGGUUUGUUCUACUCACGACCUGAUGAAGAGUCCUUUGACUUGCAAAAGGCAUACUUUUGGCAUCAGGAAGCCACUGGAAAUGGAAGCCUAGAGUCACAAGGUGCAUUAGGUGUGAUGUUUGAGUAUGGCAUUGGUGUUCGGCGAGAUGGUGAAGCAGCUUUUAAGUGUCUGAAGGAAGCAGCUGCUAGAGGAAAUGUCUAUGCCCAGGGUAACUUAGCUGUUCAUUAUUACAGAAGAAAACUGUUAAACAAGGCUGCUGAUGUGGCAAAAAGUGUUGGAGAGCAAGAGGACAUACAAGGCCUUGCUCUUGAAACUGACUGUCUGCCUCGCUAUGUGGCUAAAGGAAUCGCCCUAGGAUGUUUUGUUUAUGGCCGCUGUUUACAUCAUGGAUUAGGAGUGGAACAAAAUAGAGAGCAGGCGAAGCACUGGUAUUCAAGGGUAGGUGUACUUGUAUGCUGAAAAAGGUUACAACUGCUUGUUGUCACAAUGUAUACUGGGACUUUUCUUAGCCAUGUUACAUGCCUCUUUCCUGUAGUGACAGCCUGAAAGGUCCUUCAUCUCCUGCCUUCAGCCUAACUGAUCAGGUUGGGAGAUGACUGGCAUUUCAGGCUACAGUGAAUUGAAGGAGGUGGGAAACAGAUGAAAUAAAUGAUGAAUGGGGAAUUACCAGUCACUCACACCUCCACGGAAUGACUGACAGGUUGUCCACUGUUUCUGGUGAAAAUCCUUGCAAGAUGAUCUUUUAAGGAUAUUUUUUGUGAAAUCUUUAAUUUAAAGAGCUGCCAAACUUCAUCAAUUAAAGGUCUUUUAAAGAUCCGUAGAGGACCUUACAAAGGUCUUAGGAGACACAUGUAAUGACAUCUUAUGAGAUCUUGUAAUUACAUGUAGAUCUUAGCAAAGAUCACUGUAAGGAUUCAAGAUCCUCAAACUUAAAUAUCGAUACUUUUCUAUUUUAUUGGUAUU
This is a messenger RNA of Orbicella faveolata, 2296 nucleotides long. RefSeq names its product LRP2-binding protein-like. Lineage: Eukaryota; Metazoa; Cnidaria; Anthozoa; Scleractinia; Merulinidae. Gene Ontology annotation, molecular function: protein binding. The record is from RefSeq and is a predicted model, not a curated record.